Molecule: messenger RNA, 10899 nt
Organism: Pomacea canaliculata
Lineage: Eukaryota; Metazoa; Mollusca; Gastropoda; Architaenioglossa; Ampullariidae
Biological process (GO): detection of mechanical stimulus
Cellular component (GO): membrane
Molecular function (GO): calcium channel activity; calcium ion binding; protein binding
Source: RefSeq, a predicted model, not a curated record
AUGACUGUUCGUGUUCAGAAGGAAAGUCGUUUUGGCAUCUUCACAGGUGAGCCAGGUUAUUCUGCCAGUUCACAUCAGAAGUGCACUUGCUGCUUUAUUCCAGGCUGUACCGAAGGUAAGAACGUGACCCUCAGCUACACGGAGGCAGGGACCAGUCUGUUCACCCUCAAUGCCUCGGUAUCCGGUUGUUAUGCCUCAUUCGGUGCCUACCCUCACUGGUGCCUCGGUAACAUGACCUCCUGCGCGACGAGUGGCCUGACUGUGGCCUUCUGGUUCAAACCUUAUCCUCUCAACAUCUCUUCAGACCCUGUCACGAUCCUUACCAACGGCGGAACGACCUCAUGCAGCGACGGCUUCUACUUCCUGCGCCGCUACGGAGACCAGUUCGAGGUCGGGGUAGCGCAAGGGAAACAGCGAUGGCGGACCACCGUGCGCCUGCAAACCGUCAACUCCUGGGUGCAUCUGGCCCUCGCGUGGUCCCAGGGAGCAGGCCUGAGGGUCAGGGUGGAUGGCUUGCACUGGCUGCCCGCAUCCAGCUACGAGAACCGUUCCUACGUCUCUGACCCCGAGUCACGUGCCGUGGAGGUCGGGGUGGACGCCUACGGAGAUGCUGUGACCUCACCCUGCACCUUUGACCUGCAGCGCGUCGACAUCGCAGACUCAGAGGCUGCGGUCGUUGCGCUCAGUGAAGAUCCAGAAUUUGACAAAAACUUGCUAGAAGGAUGCGCUGCUGCUGGAACCAUUGUAGCCCUCAACACCACGGACGUGACGAACCAGACCAAUCCCGCUGCCAGCUGCAGACAGCGUUGCUAUGACAACGGGCACGUUUUGGCCCUCUUGCGCAACAGCUCUGUCUGCAGCUGCAACAGCACUCUGUCUCUCCUCGCGCUUUUGCUCCCCACUCCCUGCGGCACCGGAAGCUGGAACGUCUACCGCGUGCAUCACGUGACCACGACCAGCGAGCUGACCAUGCGCGCCGGCAACCAGACGAUCACCGGCCGGAGUUACACGAAACCCAGCGAGGAUGUGGGCUUCUUCGCGACCCUCGACCUCAGCAUCGACACCACCUUUAACUUCACCUUCGACGACGGGGUGACGCUGCUGACCGCCGCACCUCCCGUGUACCAUUCCUUCGUCGCGGCCAGCGCGCACCAGGUCAAGGUCACUGCCUGGGUCGGGGUCGUCCAGGUCGGCACCAGUUUCAAGGUCGACAUCCAGGACGUCGACGAGGGCCGGGCGCCAGACCUGGUGGCUCUGACGUCAUACCACGAGGUGGAGCCCCGCACGGCGUUGCACUCCAUCCUCGUGGUGGACGAGGAGGUCAGCAACUGUUCGUUCCGCUUCGGCGACGGCGCAACACUGGGCCUGCCGCUGUUCCAGGACUUUGGCAGCAGUCAGAGGCGUCUUCACGGCUCGGGAAUGGGAGCCGGUCUACUCCCUUUGACUUACGGCAAUAAUUACAGCGUUCCAGCUGCGGGGAAUGUUAGCUUUCUGAAGAGUGUGGUGGUGGUUGUGAAUGGCGCUGCUGUGGCACACGACGUCGGUCGGAAUGGGGUCGUAGCACCACCAUCGUCAUUCACCGCGGGCGUCGACAAUGUCGUUGAGGUCAAGAUCGAUGACAUACUCGUCACCCGGCAUGUGGUGCGACCGGAAAGACAGCUGCCCAGCCCGACAAUUCUGGUGAGCGUUGAGCAUGCGCCCUGGACGUUGGUGACGAACGUGACCGUCACGGUUACAUCUUGUGACUCUGGGAGCCUCGUUGUGGACUUUGGCCUCGGUGACCUGCCGUUGCUUUUCUUUAUACAGGAAGCUACAGACUCCGUGGUGUUCUGGCAAGCAGUGAACUACACUGAAGUAGGCGCCUACCUCGUGACAGCUACCUUGUCCAACGACGUCACAAACACCAGCGACAGCAGCUGGGUGACGGUGGAAGUGCCUCUAGUGAGGUUCACUGCUACAGCUACCAAUGUGACGUCACUAACCGACCCUGUCGUGCUCACCCUCGACAUUAACAGAGGCUCUGCCGGCCCUGACAGGGUAGUCUUCACUGUAGAUUAUGGCGACGGUACGAAUCCCAAGAGUUAUUUCCAAGCUAACGACCAAGACAACUUCCAGCCCGUGAAGAUACCUUACAUGUACACUGACUGGGGCAUCUAUUCUAUCGCCAUCACUGCCUCCAACAACAUUUCCUCUCUUUCACAAAGUCUUCUUGUGCAGGUGGGCGACAACAUCACUUACGUGGACAUCACCAGCAGCAAGGACAGGGUGACUGUCUCGGAGAACGUGACUUUCAUCGUCACCUGUCCCACUGGGUCUGAUGUCUUGUACACUCUCACCUUUGGUGACGGCUCCACCCUCCUGGUGGACGAAAACAACAUGCGAACCACAGGACUGCGGUCGGCAGCGGAAGUGACGUCCGCUAGCACCGUCACUGUCACCCAUCAGGUGAGUUGGUCGCAUCGUUACACGACAGCGGGAUAUUACCAGGUGAAUGUCACAGCUCAGAACGCUUUCUCCCAAACGACAGCAAGUUUGUGCCCUCUGGUGGUGGUGGUGAACAGCACUGGAGUGACGUCACUCACGUGCACCCCACCUACCGUGGCCCUGUCGCUCCCAUACGACAGCACCAGCCUGCAAGCGCCGGUAGUAAACAAACGGUCCGCUGAAAUAACGGUGCAAGUCAAGGCUUCGGUCAACUGUCCACAGACCGUCACUACACUCGACUAUUCGUGGAAGGCGUUCGUGGUGGCCAACGAUAGUCGAGGGAGAGUGGUGGAGACCACUCUGCAAGACAUCUGCGUCUUCAAGAUGUCCAACAGCACGCUAGUAAUCCCCCCGCGGUCUCUUCCGUUUGGUUUGUCCAAACUGACCGUGACGGUGGCGCCCUCGGGUUAUGAACUGGUCACCUCUUCCAGGGACAUAUACCUGCAGGCUGUCCAGUCCGAGCCCGUGUCCAUCAUCGACGGAGGAGACGUGAAGACGAUAAUGGCGUACGCCACAGCCAUUCUGGACAUCUCGCAGUCCUACGACCCCGACCUCGACACCAAUGUCAGGAAGGACCUCGCUUUCUAUCUCUUCUGCAUGCCGGAAGCCUCGUCCAGGGCCGCAGCAAACCUGACACUGGAUGCCAUCAUGUCAGCGUCCCGUCUCCUAGGCAACAGAACCAUCUACCGCAUCACGACGAUGAAUGAGCUGUGGAUCUACGAGUACCAGCCAUGCUUCAGUGACUCGCAGCAGCUCAUGGUGGACCUCACCACCUACAGUGGCAAGAUCACUUUUCCCGCCGCCCAUUUCCUACCGCAGUACUUCUCUUUCGUCAUGGUGCUAUGGACACAGAGACAUGGUCUGUCCAGCAAGACAUCUCAGAUCAUUGAGGUGCACAGGAGUAACACUUCACUUUCGGAUCUUGGAUCCUUGCUGGACCUCGCCAUGAACGCCGACCCAGAGACGGCCAUCAGGCUCAUCGGAGGAGCCGCGGCUGCUAUCCUCCAAGCUGAUUCGUCGUCAGCAGACGACCAAGAGAGGUUGGCUCAGUCAGCAGAAGCUGUGGUCAGCACUCUAGGCUCUGUGGCUAAGAGAGUGGACAACGCCAACCAAGCGACAAAGUGUGCAAAUACUAUCAAAUCCAUGACCAGCAACUCGGACAUAGUAACUCAAGCGUCUCGGGGUUCUGCUGCUGGUGCGUUCCUGUCCCUUGCCAACGUUACCAGUACCAUGGAGGAUGCGACAGUGGACGAUGCCUCCUCCCUUGCUGGAGGUGAGAGUGUGUGGACAAGUUUUUAUGCUGUUGUGCGACACUUCUGUGGUGUGAUGAUGAUAUGUAUGGUGCCAUAUGUUGUAAUGAUUGGCAAUAGUUCUCACUGUGGUGUGAAUUAUGUUUUAUUUGCUGUAGGAGACGAGGUUGUUUGUAGUAAUGUUACCAAGUCUCUUCUAUCUUUUAACAUCUCUUUAUUCGCAGAAACCCUAGGAGGUCUUGCUAAUAUUUUUCCGGCCACGCAAACGGAGUCGAAGAAGUCGCCGCGGGACAUCGUCUCCGAUGCAGCUUCUCCGGAGACCACCACUGUCGCAGAGAUUCUGGCUGCCCGAAAUAUUACACUUGGAGACACCACCACUCCCUUCACCACUAAGGCUACAACAACUCCAUCGUCGACGGUGACCACAACCAUCCUGCCGGCCGUCAGCACAGGAACGUACACCGUCGACAGCAGCGGUUACACCAUCAGCGGCAUCAUCGUCUCUACUCUCGCGCUCUCCUCCAGCGCCACCGCAACUACAGCGGCGACGACAACUACCACAUCCACAUCAGCUCCGUCUGUCGUCACGGCGGAUUCUUCCAUCAGUGACUGGAUGCUCGAGCCCAGGGAGGAGCAGGGCUCUCCCUACGACGUUGCCGUACAAAGGCUGAGACAACUGCCAAACAAUCCCACUUAUGAUGAAUUAUUCACAUACAUCUUUGACGACUGCCUCCUCUUCCGCAAGGUUAUGAAAUCGGACGUAGUUCAAAACAACUGCCCCUGUAUGACGUCUGCUGAUGUCAACCUCAUGAAAUGUGAUGGCGACAAUUCACUUCAGGAUCGGGUGUUUGAGAUGAUGACAUACCUGGAGCACCCUGACGAUAUUUACGAGAUUUACAUCCGACCCUUAAACGCAGAGAAACAGCGCCGAGAUGACCUCCGGAGACAGACGGACGCUGACGUGGCAGGCGCAGGUAACUCAGCCCUCAACAAGGUCGCUAACAGCGUCAGCAACAAGGCUGGAGACAACUCGGAACGCACCUUUGAGACUCAACGGUUUGCCAUGAAGUUGCAGAAGGUGACGGUGGCAGACAUUGCAAACGGCACGAAUUCAUCAGGUGCCGAUGAAAGUAGCAAGACCCAAGUCAUGGCCACCUCAGUGGGAUCGUUCCAGAUGCCAACCGGUGUUUUGGCGGGUAUCGGGGACUGCCCCACCCUAAACACGAUGUUCCUGGGUGACUCCGAUAACCCCUACACGUUCUCAGAAGAGCAGUCGAGUGUCGGAAAGGGAGUGAUGUCGCUUGGUUACAGCUGUGGCGACGAGAAGGUGCAGGUACAGGAUGCAGAGCAACCCAUCGAGUUGUGGAUGCAACGCGAUGCUAGCAAGUACCAGCCCGGCCUGUUCGUCCUGCUGACCGACGUGUCCAACAAAAAUGCGCAGUUCAACUACCAUCCACUCAACCUCACUGAUUACAACUCAUCAAUUCAGAAACAACACCGAUACAAAAACCCGACUUCAGUAAUCAGGUGUGCUGGCACAGCAGCAGCAACUGAUUGUACAUGGAUCAACAUAACCCACACACACAGACAUACCUCCAUAGUGUUCACACUUCCCCACACAUUUGUACACGCUUUCUUUCCACACACAAGCCCUAUUUUUUUCCCCUACAUAUCUCUUUUGUUUUAUUGCCCUCUAUCAAAGACUUUCUAUCAUGCUUGCAUUUCAUAUACCGUUCAUACAUUCGUACCUUCACCUUUCAUACUCAUCCAUCUAUCCAUUCCUAAAUAUAGCUCCAGUUCGGAUAACUUCUGUCUGGAUAAUCCUGUGUUGAUGUUCCAGAUAGCUCUUGUCUCAAAAUUGCAGAUAACUCAUAUCUCGAUGUUGCAGGUGAUCAUCCGCCCCCAGGAGGAAAACGAGGCAUUUGAGGUCUACUUGCAGUUUGGGGAUUUCCCCAACACGACGUACUACGACUUCAAAGACACCGUGCCCAAGCCUGACCUCUCGCACUUGGCGCACACGCCUUCCCUUGGAACCCUUGCACCCGAGAUUCUGCAGGAGCUGCUGUAUACUGUCACAGUACCCGCCAACUUGACGAAAGAGAACGGAACUUACUGGAUAGGCAUCAAGCUGCUGAAGGGCACGGUGUCUAUUGACAACAGCUUGUCCAACACAUCUUACAGUCUCAUCAACCUGGUGUCUGGUUGCCGCUUUUGGGAUGAGGAGAGCAAGACCUGGUCUUCGGAGGGAUGUGAGGUGGGCCAGCUGACGUCACGGUGGAAAACCCAGUGUCUGUGCACGCAUCUCACAUCCUUCGGUUCAGACGCGGUGGUGCCACCCAACACCAUCGACUUCACCAACGUCUGGGCCAAGUUCAAUAACCUAGGUGAAAACGCCGCUGUGUUCUCCACGAUUAUCUCCCUCAUCGUGCUGUACAUUAUCAUGGUGAUAUGGGCGCGACACAUGGACAAGAAGGACCUCAUAAAGUGGGGUGCCAUUCCGUUAGAGGACAACCUGCCGUCCGACAAGUACCACUACCAGCUGGCGGUGUACACGGGUAUACGAAAGAAUGCCGGAACGGACUCACAAGUGCGCUUCAUCCUGUCGGGUGAUGAGGCAGACACCGGAGUCCGGCGACUCUACGAUGGCAAGAGAAAGCCAGGUUCAUGUCUGAUGUUUUACAAACUUUCCACCUGUGCUCGCAGCACCUGGCCAGGAGGCAGCAUCUUCAACUACGUGAUGAGCGUGGAGGAGCCCUUGGGCGCUCUCACCUUCAUGCGGAUCUGGCACGACAACGGAGGGAAGGGAAAGAGCAAGUCCUGGUACUUGGAUCAGAUCCAAGUCACUGACCUGCAAACUGGCGAGAGAUGGUACUUCCUGUGCGACCGGUGGCUGGCGGUGGAGGAGGACGAUGGCAUGGUGGACCGCAUCCUACCGGUGGCUGGCAUCCACGAGCUCAUCGCCUUCAAGCAUCUUUUCUCGUCCUCCGCACGCAAGAAGCUGGCCAACGAUCACCUGUGGUUCUCCGUCUUCUCGCGCCCCACACGCUCCAACUUCACCCGCGUGCAGCGCAUCUCCUGCUGCAUGUCGCUGCUCUUCCUCACCAUGAUCACCAACGCCAUGUGGUUCAAAACCGAGGACAAGCAGUCGCAGACCACUGGCAUCAGGCUCGGGCCCUUUCAGUUUACUCUCGGCCAGGUGUUCAUCAGCUUCAUGAGUACACUGAUUGUCUUUCCGGUCAACUUCCUGCUGGUGCUGCUGUUUCGCCGUUGCCGCCCGUGCAAGAACACUGUGAUGCAGGUGAACCAGUCGCAGCCCAAGAGAGGCAGAAGUAUCCGCUGGAAGAACAUUAACAGCGCCUCCACAUCCGCUCUCUGGGGCAAGCAGGUGAGUGCGUCUGUGGCACGCCCAUCAGGCUUCCGGAAGUUCAAAGAAAGUCUGUCUGAGAUCCUCAACUUUCACCAGAAGAAGCGGUAUGAGGAGGAGCCGCAUGAGCUGGCCGAUGCGGACGAUGGACGGCGCUCAGCGCCACCUGGACGGCCGGACAAAACGCAAGAGUCCUUGGAGCCUCCUCACUGGUGUAUUUACAUCGCAUGGGCCUUGUGUAUCCUAAGUAUCCUAGCAUCUGGGUUCUUCACGAUCCUCUACUCCAUGGAGUGGGGUGCUCAGAAGGCCAACGACUGGCUUGUCACAUUCGUCCUCUCCUUCUUCCAGUCAGUCAUCGUCAUACAGCCUGUGAAGGUGCUGCUGAUGGUGGCACUGAUAGCCUGCAUCUUCAAAAAGCCAGAUUUGGACGAAGAGGUACAAAACGAUGAUCUAGACAAGGUGCUGUCCCCCGAAGCUUUGGUUGCUGAAAAGGAUCCUGUCAGCCUCUCCCACAUUCAGAUGGAGCGGAAUGUGGCCAACGGUGACUAUGCACCGCCUGACCCCACGCUUCUGGCGGAGCAGCGUGAGCAACGGAUGAAAGAGAUUAAGAUGGAAGCCGUGUUGAAGGAGAUCAUCGUGUAUUUCUUUUUUGUCCUCAUCAUCUUCUUCAUCUCCUAUCAGCAGCGCGACCCGGCAUCCUACAACUUCGGCAGCAACAUCGGAAACAUCUUCCUCGACGGGCAUGACUCAAUCGCAACUGUUCCGGAUUACUGGGACUGGCUGGAGAACUCGUUCCUGCCAGCCUUCUUUGCCAGCACCUACUCCAACGGCACAGACAUUAAGUUCUGGCAAGACCGAGCCUGCAUAACUGACCGAAACCGUCGUCUGGGGGUCGCCAUGAUAAGACAACACAGAAUAAAGGAAAACACUUGUCAGAUUCAAGACGAGAUGAAAGAGAUCGUCCAUCAUUGCCGCGAUGCCUACAGCUGGACCAAUGACGACACCAAGGACUACCUGCCAGGUUGGACCGUGCCCACCGACGACCAGCGGGAGGAGCUAGAGGAUGCGGAGGGGGCCUUCGUAUACCAGAGCUCUGUGAAACUGAAAAAUGCGCCAUAUUGGGGUACCGUGACCACUUACAAAGGCGGCGGUUAUGUGUUGCUGACAAAGCGAGAGGCGCGUCGCACGGAGAAGGCUAUUAAGGAUGCCCAGGACAACGGCUGGUUGGACCAGCGCACUCGCGCUGUGUUUCUGGAGUUUACUGUCUACAACCCUAACGUUAACCUCUUUGCUUCUGUGGUUCUUCUGACGGAAUUUCUCACGACCGGCGGUGCUACGGCAACAGCAGACAUCAAGAUUUUCCGGCUUCUCUCCUACAUCGGUGGCUGGGGGCUGGUGGUUCUGAUCUUCGAGGUGACCUACGCCUUUUUCACGCUCUACUUCUUCGUGCGGUGUAUCAGCAUGGUCAAGAAGGAGCGUCUCAGAUACUUCGUCAACUUCUGGAAUUUACUGGAAUUCAUAUUGCUCUGCUUCGCCGUGGCCUGCAUCGUCUUGUACACCUUCAAACACAUACUGGCUGAGGUGGCCCUAACAGCACUCAAAGAUCGUACUUCCGACGGGUUUGUGAACUUCCAAUCCCUGGCGCUGUAUGACGAAGUGUAUGGCUACGUGAUGAGUGCUGUGGUCUACAUGGCUACCAUUCAGUUCCUCAAGCUCCUGCAAUUUAACAAAAAGAUGGGAAUGCUAGGCGACACGAUCAAACUGGCAGCAAAGGACCUCAAGGUUUUCUCCAUCGCAUUCCUGUUAUACUUCAUGGCUUUCGUCGUCACGGGUUAUCUACUUUUUGGCCAAAUGAUAACAACAUACAACAACAUCGUCGGGGCAGCGGAAAGCAUGUUCGCUUUCGCGCUCGGCGCCUUCGACUUCGAGAGCAUGUCCGACGCGCAACCCAUCCUGGGCCCCAUCUUCUUCUUCUCCUACAUCAUGGUGGUCUACAUCGGGCUGAUGUCCAUUUUCCUCACCAUCAUCGGCGACUCCUUCAGCCAGGUCAAGGACAACGUGGCCCUGCGCAGCAAUGAAUACGAAAUCGUUGACUUCAUGUGGACCCGCUUCAAGGGCCUCAUGGGCUUCUCGUGAAACUGUUUCUCUUGUCAGACACUUAUAGUCACCUCAUGAAUGUGCUAUACGUCUACUUUGACACUCAGUAGUUGUAUUCGAUGUUUGUUAUUUUUGUUUCUGAAGUCUGACCUUUUCCAAUAUUUUGGAAUAUAUUUAAAUCAUCUUUCGAGAAACUGAGCUAAGAAAUAUGUGUAAAGGGUAUUAAAAAAAGGGGAGAGGGCAGGGGGAAAAAAAGGGAUGAAGAAAGAUGUCGAUUAGAGAAACGAGGUGAUCGUGGCAACAAGACCAGAACAAGAAUUGCAGUAUAACUGCAAACAGUUAUCUCUGCAGAAGUGCAAUCAUUACAAGAUUUUUUAAAAUGCAAUUACCAGUUAUUUUCUAGUGGAUGAUGCUGAGGUUCGAUUUCUACAACAAUUACCCUUUACGUUUGCUGCCUUCUCUACUCCAUACCGGUGUUAACAGGUUAAUACUUUCCUGGUAUAAACCAAUAAACAAAAUUAUUUAAUAACUGUGCGGCAAAUCAUCAAAUGCAGAAGGAAAGAGUUUGAAGGAACUUUCAUAUUAAUCCUUUUUCAUUCUUAUUGAAUAAUGUCUUUUUAGACCUACGAUACAAUUUUAUAUCGGCUUAAGAAAAAGCUGAUAUGUGAAUUGUUAUAAACGUUUUAAAUGUACAUGUUUAUUUGACCCUUUGUGGAUGUUUCUGUGUUAUUAAUGACUAUAAUGACGUUUAUGCGCGUGAUAAAAAGUAACUAUUUAAGCGUUAUUCACUUUGAAAUGACUUAUGGCCAGACAUAAUGCAAUGGCCAUGAAUAUUGUUAGUCUUCUACACUUCUCAAAUCGUCUUCAAAAACACCAAUAACACCCUUUCUACUUGAUUUGAUAUUAUGUUAUUUUUCAGUUAUGAUCAUGUGUAGCAACCGUUGAUUAACAUAAUAAUUGAGUAUUUUUUAAAGCCAGUCUGCUGCUGUUGUUGUUUUAAAGAAGGUCUAAAAAUUAUUAUAAUACUCAGCCAGGUACUCAAGGAAUACAAAUAAUAUAUAUUUUAAAAUACUAUUAUAUUUUAUUAUAGAAUAUAAUUAAAUUAUCAGCAUAGAGACGAACAGACGAAAUUCGGAGAGUGUGUACUCAGAUUCUAUCAUUAUUAAGCGAUUUCUGUAGUCAAAACAGUUCAAGCGAAAAAAGGGUGAAAGGCACAUAGAUGAGGAGCAAUGUAUAAAUUUAACAAGGGUGAGUGGGUGGGAGGGAGGGUAGUUGAUGUGUUUCCUUGAUAGAUUUUAAACUUUAAUUUGACAUUUUGAACAAACCGAUUGUUAAGUGGUUUAGUUGAGUUCACUGGAUGUUCUUUCGUUUAGGGCACAACGUAGCCCAGGACUGGCUAUGUGUGUACGGGACUGAACCGAAAGAAGACGAUGCUGAAGUUUUACCUUUCAUUGUGAUGUAAUUACUAUAAAGCUGUUUGUUACCAUGGCCUUUCAUGAAAUCCGUCCAGAAUGUACAGGAGGUGUCAUACUGUUUAUGAAAAGCAGAACAUAUCUUCAUUGCAAUUGUUUGUAUCUCACCACGUUGUCACACACACACAUAUAUAUAUAGAGAGAAACUGAUCUUCUGUUCACGGAUUUUUCCCAAGGUACAUUUUUGCAGUGAGAUAUGUGUACACGACUGGGACCGAUUAAAUUACUGGUU